AUGGACGGCGAGGGAGGCUCGCAAGUGGAGAGGCUGGUGGCAGCCGCAGGGCGCGGCGACUUGCAGGAGUUGCAGGCAUUCCUGGCUGCCGGCUGUGCCGUCGACGCAAGUGACUCCUGGGGCAACACGUCGUUGCAUUGCGCCGCGGGCAACGGCAGUCUCUGCUACGCCGCCGCCGCCACAUCUCGUGUCGCCUUGGGCGUUCCUUUCCACACUCACCUUGGGCGUUGCUGCUCGCAUUAUGAUGAUAAUGGUGAUGCAAUAACAAUAUGUGGAGUUGCUACUGCACCUCGGCUGGGAGUGGUAAUGUUCCUGUUGAGCGCUGGCGCCGACAUCUGCGUUCGCAAUGCGGACCGCGCCACUCCCCUGCACGCGGCCGCCUCCUGCGACGGGACGGGCCAGUGCGCACGCGCGCUCCUGGCGGCCGGCGCGCCAAUCGAAGCAGUGGACGUGGACGGCUGGACGCCCUUGCACACGGCCGCCGCGAGCACAAACGUCGGUGCGAUGCAACAGCUCCUGUACGCGGGGGCCAACCAAAACGCUCGUGAAGUGAACGGUUUCACGCCGUUCCACCUGGCCCGCAGCGCCAUAAUCAAACUAUUCUAUCCCAUGCAAGUGGCAAAUACCUGUCCCCCAGCGAGUUAACGUGGGCCCCGGCCCGACGCCUGCCCGCCGGCGCCAAGCGCAGCAUGCGCGGCCGCUGCGCUGCGCCCGGACUCCUGGCCGCUGGCGCCACGGGCAGCCUGGUCGGCAUCGCCCAUUCUUACUGCCUGCGCCCGCCCUGACGCUGCCUUAGUCGGAGGAAGAGACAGGGUGGAUAUUGGUGAAGCAGACACAUGUUGUCCGUAGUCUAUGAUAGGUAAAGUUCUGAUGCCGUGAUUCAGUUUGAGGAUGGACAAGAAAAGAAGAUUCAGGACUAUUUUGGGCAGCAGUAGACAACCGACAUACGCUGCUCGAAGGAAAUGCGUAAAAGUUUGUUAAAAAUGGAAUGGAAAUGUAUAGUAUGUUUUCCGAAAAGUAAAUGACAAUGACUUUCGGUAGUUCAGCGAUGACGUAAUUUUGAGAGAUGUCUUUUAUGGAUUGAAAAUCAAAUUUCUAAAUCUAUUAAUUUUGUAAUUGUUUAGUGAAGUAUUUUUAAGUGUAACUAUCACUCUACUUAGAUUUUGUCACAUUAAUUGAUCUUUGUUAAUGAUACCAUUGAGAUAUAUUUUACUUCUGUCGGAUUAUGCAUAAUUUUUACCUAAUCAAAGCUUAUUUUAUUGUAUUAAUAUCUAUUUACUCAGACUUCCAUGCACUUGAAUAAUUCUUCAUCACUCUACUUGUCCGUUCAUUGCCAUUAUCUCAAUUGAUAUUCAAUAUGGCUAAAGUUCCCUUGGCCAUGCCACAGACCUGUAAACUCUUUACGUACGCCUCAUUCUAUCGCACGUGAACAUAUUUUUAUAUGAAAACUUAAUAUGUAACGUAAUAUCAAACAAGAUGUGCUUUGAAGAUUCACAUGCGUUUGAUACCAGAAACAUGAAGUUAGGGAGAAUUGUCCCGGAAUCGUUGUGAUUUUUAUUAAUGUGACAUCUCCAGCAACAUAGUGGAUUUUAAAACAAAGUUAGUAUUGUAAAUUGACAUUUUAUAAAUAAACUUAUGUAAAUUUUGAAGGUUUACCAUUAUUAUUCAAACUCCAAACUUGGAUGACUUUGAAAAUGUAAUGAAAUUGUGAGCAAUAACAGAAAUGUGUAGAAUAUAGAUAUUAUAGAUUUAACAUUGUAAACUUGAAUUAUUAGUUUUUUCAAGAUUUGCUAAAAUGUGACAUUUAAAAAAAUAAAAUUUAGAAAACUAUAAUAUUCUUAGAAGAUUUCAUAUUGAUCUAAAGAAUUUACUAAAAAUUUUUAAUUGAAAGCAGAAAAUUUAUAAAAAAUAACGUA
Gryllus bimaculatus (two-spotted cricket) is the source of this 1916-nucleotide messenger RNA. The record is from the annotation of a GenBank genome assembly. NCBI's taxonomy places the organism in Eukaryota, Metazoa, Arthropoda, Insecta, Orthoptera, Gryllidae.